Molecule: messenger RNA, 1047 nt
Organism: Suillus bovinus
Lineage: Eukaryota; Fungi; Basidiomycota; Agaricomycetes; Boletales; Suillaceae
Exons: 7
Coding region: 1-1047 (348 amino acids)
Source: RefSeq, a predicted model, not a curated record
AUGAAGGCGUUUAUUUCAUGCGUGUUAUGUUUUGAUUCCUCAGGUCGUGAUGUUGAAGGUGGGAUAUUGGGUUUAGUCAAAGGUUAUUAUGGGUGUGUUGAAGCGCAAGUGUUGUUGGAAGGUGCGUUGGAUCCGAAUGAGAUUCGCGAUCAAGUUGUGAAAGAUAACAAUACUGAUUUUCAAGAUCGUUUGCUCGCAUUCUUGGAUAAUAGCAUAUCUAAUUCAUUGCCUGAUGAUCCAGAUCCUUCUUGUGUGGUCCCCUCUACAUCUCAUCAUCCAUGCUCUGUAAAAGGAGUUUCACAAUCCGAUUGGGGCGACAGAUAUCAUACGGCAAGACAAAAGGAUUUGCAUUCUGCUACUUGUUACAAAUACUGGAAAGGACCUCCCCAACCGAAAGAAUGUAGAUUCGGUCUGGAUAACAACAAAUAUUGUUUUGGUGAAAUUACUCUUCGGUGUUUAGAUGGUAUGGUCAAUAAUUUCAAUGAGACGAUGUUGGAGCUUAUUCGGUGUAAUAUGGAUAUUAAGUUUGUUGGAUCAGGCGCAAGUGCGAAGGCCAUUUUGUACUAUAUCACUGAUUAUAUCACGAAAUCUCAGUUGAAGGCGCACGUCGCAUAUGCAGCUCUGGAUCUAGCAUGUUUGCUUCAGAAAUGUGCAUAUUCUAUGAUAUCUCAUCAGGAAUUGUCUGGUCCGCAAGUGUGCUCGUAUUUGUUAGAUCUCGAAGACCAUUUCACUAACCAUUCAUUCAACAACUUAUAUAUCGAUGUGGAAAGUCCGAGUCCUGAAUGCCACGCAAAGUCUUAUGGAAAGAAUAUGCAAGAAUUUGCCAUGCCUCAAGUUGAUGUUGACGAAGCCGAUGGAGAUGUGAAUGAGGACACUGAAGUGGACCAGAUUCCAUAUGACGAUGACAAUAUCGAGGAUGACAUUGAUGAAGAAGUAGUUGUGUCUGUUAAUCACAUAGGAGAAUUGAGUGCCAAACCAUCGCAGCUUUUGGACUAUAGAUUGCGGGUGACAACGAACAUCGAUUUGGUGAAAAUGAGUCAAUUUUGA